This is a messenger RNA of Rhineura floridana, 1524 nucleotides long. RefSeq names its product mitochondrial ribosomal protein L3 (gene MRPL3). Gene Ontology annotation, cellular component: ribosome; mitochondrial large ribosomal subunit. Lineage: Eukaryota; Metazoa; Chordata; Lepidosauria; Squamata; Rhineuridae. The transcript has 10 exons. Gene Ontology annotation, biological process: translation. Gene Ontology annotation, molecular function: structural constituent of ribosome. The record is from RefSeq and is a predicted model, not a curated record. Bases 105 to 1145 code for a protein of 346 amino acids.
GAACGAAGUGUAGCCGGAACUUGCUGCGUAGACCCAGGGGGAAGAUUUUCCCCCGAACUCUCUGCCGAAAUCCAGGCAGGCCGAGAGCGCCGCUCUCAGAAGGGAUGAUGUCGUGCGUGGGGUUGCUGUGCCGGUUGGGCUUGCGGUUGUUACCCAGAGGCCUGAACGUUUCGGGCCAGGAAGCAAGAAUUAGGAGCGGGGGACUGUGGUGUAUUGUAGGUAGGCAUAUUACUGGCAAUUCCACGUGGUGGGAUGAGCACCUUUCAGAAGACAAUUUGAAGUUCCUUAAGAAGGUUACAAACGAAGAAUUCAAGGUUCAAACAGCCAGCAAACUCUGUCCACUAAAAGAUGAACCCUGGCCUUUGCAUCCAUGGGAGCCAGGUUCUAGAAGAGUUGGCAUUGUUGCGGUAAAGUUGGGAAUGAUGCCAUUGUGGAACAAGAAAGGUGAAAAAUUGGUUGUCACAUUACUUCAGGUUCAAGACUGCCAUGUAAUAAAGUUCAUCCCAAAGGAAGAAUUGGAUGGAAAACGUCCUGCUCUACUUGUUGGCGGGAAAAAUGUCUCACCGUUUCAUAAAGGGGAAUCUAUAAUGGAGAUGUACAGAGCAGUUGGCGUCCCACCAAAGCAGAAGAUUGCAACAUUUAAAGUGUCAGAAAAUGCUAUCAUUAAGCCAGGUACUCCUCUGUAUGCUGCUCAUUUCCGCCCUGGACAAUAUGUGGAUGUCACUGCAAAAACAAUUGGCAAAGGCUUCCAAGGAGUCAUGAAAAGAUGGGGUUUUAAAGGCCAGCCUGCUUCCCAUGGCCAAACUAAAACACACAGACGACCAGGAGCAAUUUCUAAUACUAAGGUUGCCAGGGUUUUCAAAGGAAAGAAGAUGCCGGGACAGAUGGGAAACAUCUCUAGGACAACUUUCGGGCUAAAGGUGUGGCGGGUCAGUGUGAAACACAAUAUCAUCUAUGUAAAUGGUUCUGUUCCAGGUCAUAGAAACUGUUUAGUAAAGGUCAACGAUUCAGCUUUACCAACUUACCGAGAUGACUGCAAGAAUUCACCAUUCCCAACUUUUUUUGCUGAUGGCAAAGAGCUGCCUGAUGAGCUGUUUGAUGAUGAAGUUUUCCAGUUCACUGAGCCCUCUAUUACAUUCAGUUAACUGCUGGCAUCCAGAAGAACAGGCACUGUUCCCAACAUAAAUGUCAAUCUGAAGACACAAAGCAGGAAGUCCACCAAAAUGUGUCAUCUGGCAUCAGCCCACCCACACAACCCUGCACUACUGGUUAUCGUUGUUAAUCAUUUUCUUUAUAGCAACAGAGGCCAAAAGUGAUGAGCAAAGAAACUGUGACACAACUGAUUGACGCUUUUUUUAAAAAAUUGGACUUAAAAAAAAAUCAAAACCAUCCAAACUGCUAAGUUGUUAUAUCUGUAGCAUCAGAGCUAUUUGCCUCAAUCAUGUUAUGAAACAGAUAUGUUUUUCUCUUCUUUAACAGGACAUUGACUAUUAUUUGUUUAAUAAAAAAAUCACUAUAAUUUCA